AUGCGUUUGGUAAAAGUGUUGCUAGUAUGUUUAUUGGUCGCGUUUAGUGAAGGGUCUGAAGACAAUAGUGUUGAAGCGAGAGGAAAGAAAAAGAAAAUAGCGUUGUUAAUCUAUUUCCUGGAUCUCGUCGUUAAGAAGAUAUUCAUUGUUAAGAUCAUCUACGCCUUCGCAUUCUGGCUCCUGCUCCACAAGGCUGGUUACUUCUUUGGAUGGUUCGUGAGUUACCUGAAGGAGCAAAAGCAUGAAUACCACCAUCAUCCCCACCACCAUUACGAGGAGUACGGACCUCAUGGACAUUAUAGAAGGCAGAAUCAACAACCUAUUUCGAAGUAUAACCCUUAUUCUUCACCUGAGAGGAACGUGAGGUUUUAG
Molecule: messenger RNA, 372 nt
Organism: Arctia plantaginis
Lineage: Eukaryota; Metazoa; Arthropoda; Insecta; Lepidoptera; Erebidae
Source: the annotation of a GenBank genome assembly